AUGCCUUGUGAACCAGUUGACGUCGUAAUCCACUGCGGCGACCUCACACAGCACUCAACGUUGAACGAAUUCCGCAAAACGCUUGAUAUGCUAAAGAAGUUCAAGGCACCGCUCACGCUCGUCAUUGCAGGCAACCACGACUUCUCGCUUGACCCCACGGCGUUCAAGGCAAAGAUUGAGGAAGCCAACCGGAUUAGCGGUGAGCCUCUCGAGGCAGCCCUGCUUGAAAGCGAAUUUGGCGGGAAUGGAACGGUUAGGAAAAUCUUCACAGACGCUCAGAAAGACGGCAUCUUUCUCCUGGACGAGGGCACGCACGAGUUCGCUCUGGCGAAUGGUGCCACCUUCAAGGUCUACGCCAGUCCGUAUACUCCAUCUUCCUCAGAGGGCUGGGGCUUCUCCUACAAUCAAGGUGACGGACACCACUUUGAUAUCCAGGCGGACACAGACAUUGUCAUCACGCAUGGCCCGCCCCACGGGAUGAUGGAUAUGGCCGCGGAUAGAGAGCGCAUCGGCUGUCCUCAACUCUUUGCUGCUGUCGCACGAUCUCAACCACGUCUACACUGUUUCGGACACGUACACGGUGGCUGGGGAGCAAAGCGUGUGGCUUGGCGCCCGCAACUAUCCAGCAAUCCUUCACACUUUAGCGAUAUUGAUCACGAUAAGUCCAAGCUUGUUGAUAAUCUCUCGUCACUCAGGGGCACCAAGUUCGAAUCCGAGGAUGACAAGAAGGAAAGGGAAGAGAAACUCGAACUCUACAAGAAGCAAAGGUGUUGUGUCUCAGAACAUCUUCGUGGAGGUAUGAGCUCAUCGAAACCAAAGAGCACAAUGUUUGUCAACGCCGCGAUCGAAACAGGUGGUGAAUUACAACACUAUCCUUGGAUCAUUGCCAUCGAUCUGCCAACAAGCGAAACUAGCAUGAUGCCAAAGACUGAGCGGAAGAGAAAACGUGAGGGGGCACAUCAAGAGCCCGAGGAAGUAAAGAAGACUCGGAUUGAACAUGAAUAG
Molecule: messenger RNA, 1005 nt
Organism: Colletotrichum orchidophilum
Lineage: Eukaryota; Fungi; Ascomycota; Sordariomycetes; Glomerellales; Glomerellaceae
Exons: 1
Coding region: 1-1005 (334 amino acids)
Molecular function (GO): hydrolase activity
Source: RefSeq, a predicted model, not a curated record